Spathaspora passalidarum NRRL Y-27907 is the source of this 1327-nucleotide messenger RNA. RefSeq names its product palmitoyltransferase. Gene Ontology annotation, cellular component: Golgi apparatus; endoplasmic reticulum. Gene Ontology annotation, biological process: peptidyl-L-cysteine S-palmitoylation; protein targeting to membrane. The record is from RefSeq and is a predicted model, not a curated record. Gene Ontology annotation, molecular function: protein-cysteine S-palmitoyltransferase activity. Bases 73 to 1296 code for a protein of 407 amino acids. Lineage: Eukaryota; Fungi; Ascomycota; Pichiomycetes; Serinales; Debaryomycetaceae. The transcript has a single exon.
AGAAUUUUUAGUCAGUUUGUCAGCAGCAACCAGUUGUACGAUUGUUGCACACAGUUUGGGACAUACCGUGAGAUGACGGUUCAAGGUGUGUCUUAUUCCCCUACACAGCCUGUAUCUCCUCAGAGGAGUAUAGGAGAGUCUACAGGGUCUACAGCAGCAGAAACCAUACCUUCAAGUCAUGCACUGAAAGCUACACCAACAUCGAAUGAUCCACCCAAGCUUUCACUUCUACAUAAAUUCAUUACCAAUUGGCUAAUCAUGGAUCCUGCUCUACUAGACAAGUAUAAACAUACAUAUGAGGAGAAUGUUGUCAACUCGUCUACAAGACAGAGUCGACGAAGGAGACAUAUACGGAACUACCAAAUUCAGAAACAUAAAGAUAUGAAAUACAUAUACUUUUUUGGCGGAAGGUUUCGUACAAUUAAAGCAAUGCCGAUUACAAUAUUGACUGGUGCGGCCAUAGUUAUACCCAGUGUGCUAUUUUGGAUCUUUGAAGCGAGUUGGAUAUGGCAUAAUAUCCAUCCGGCCGCAGUUAUAAUGUUGAGUUAUAUCUGUUGGUUAUGUUUUAUGUUCUACUUUAAAUCGUCAACUUCGGAUCCAGGAGUCGUCCCGAGAAAUAUCCACAUUCCUAAAUCGCUAACCAGCAACACUGUCAAGUUGCCUCCCGAGGAGUACUUCAAUACUAUAAGUCUACCAGGACAUAACCAUUGCAAAGUUCAAGUCAAAUAUUGUCCCACUUGCCAUAUCUGGCGGCCUCCGAGAACUAGUCAUUGCAGUGUAUGUCAAGCUUGCAUUAUAAGUCAUGAUCACCAUUGUGUAUAUCUAAACAACUGUAUUGGCGAGAGAAAUUACCGGUACUUCUUGUGGUUUUUGUUAACGGCUGUGUUAUCCUGUUUGUAUAUGCUAAUUAUUACCAUUGUCCAUUUGUGUUAUUAUAGAAUAGUUUCGAGUGACAUCACGACAUUUGGUCACUCUGUCAAGAAAUACCCCGUGGCAUUGUUACUAUUCAUUUAUUCAGUUCUUGCUCUAAUAUACCCUUUUCUACUACUACUAUUCCACAUAUUCCUAACAGCCCAGAAUUUAACCACAAGAGAAUACCUCAACUAUGUCUACAAAAGAAGAAACAACACCUAUGUCAACGUAUUUGAUACCCACAAUAUCUUUAAAAACCUAUAUAUCAAUUGGUUGGGUAAAUCAAGCGGGGUAGCCUUGGUUCGACCUCGAGAUAAAUAUGAACCGGGUGAUCUACGCUUUGAACAAGUACUUCCUUUAGAAUUGUUUACCAAAGAGUCAUAACUUCGUAUAGAAAUAGAAAAGUCGUAAGGUU